CUGAAUGCUACGAAAACAUUACAAAAUAACGCAACAUGAUACUGUGGUCGUAUCCGCCAACGCCCAAACAAUUAGCCACGACUGCAGUAUUCUUCAUCACCGGCGUUUCACUCUUCGGCGCCGGAGCCUACCUCUCACUCGUCAACGUAGCUUCACAACAAGCUCGCGCCAAAGCUCGUAAAGAUUUCCUCAAAGAUCGCCUCAGAAAGCUUCUCGACGACUAGCUUGUUUUAUGUUUGUUUUAAUCAAGCUAGUUUAAAUCACUUCCUGUUUAAUCAACUCCACCGUGUUAUCAUUGGUUCUAUUAAAAUCAUGUGCACUACCGCCAUUGCAUGGGAGCCAGAAUUGCUUCAUCUUGGACCCAAAUAUAAAGUAAGUUGAGCUAGGAGGUUUGGCAGUUUCAGGGGCAUUGCCGCUGCUUCCAUAUGCAAAAGCAUCGCCAUUCGAUUCGUACAGAAGUCAGUGUUAAUUUCAAAUCAAAAUUUGAUCUUACAGAAUUUAUGUAUGAAAUUUUUACUACCAGUCUGAUUAAUAUAUUGAAAAUAUCUGUAAACAAAGUAAGGGUUUAGCAGUUAUGACAUUGAACCAGUACCAUUCUAUAUCUCACCAAUUAUUUACCCAUUGACAUUCAGAUUUUAGC
Messenger RNA from Pistacia vera, 640 nucleotides. RefSeq lists its product as uncharacterized. The record is from RefSeq and is a predicted model, not a curated record. Lineage: Eukaryota; Viridiplantae; Streptophyta; Magnoliopsida; Sapindales; Anacardiaceae. The coding region runs from base 36 to 224 and encodes 62 amino acids. The transcript is spliced from 2 exons.